This is a messenger RNA of Colletotrichum navitas, 1123 nucleotides long. RefSeq lists its product as uncharacterized. Bases 334 to 1029 code for a protein of 231 amino acids. The record is from RefSeq and is a predicted model, not a curated record. The transcript is spliced from 2 exons. NCBI's taxonomy places the organism in Eukaryota, Fungi, Ascomycota, Sordariomycetes, Glomerellales, Glomerellaceae.
UGCCAAGCAAUACCAAAUGAAAUAAAAUAGGAGAGAAACGGUGAGGCGAACCCUCUGACGGUCAGACGAGCUUGGCUUCCGCUUGACUUGCUCGGCAUAUGCGGAACAUCCAGUCUCCAGACUCUGGCCCCCCUUCCCUCAGACGAACGCUGAUGAGCCGGCAUGCUUGUUCCCUCCCUCCCCCGCCUCCUCCCAGCUCCCCAGGUCUGAGCCUCCACCAAGGCCGACAAGCUGGCCGCAGGAACCAGAGGCGUGCUGGAGACAUGCUCGUAACCACUGUGGAUGGAUGAAUCGAGUCUUUGAGAGCGCAUCCCGCUACACUCGCACGCAGAUAUGCCGUUCUGGUCAUCAACCGAAGCAGCGCACUAUUCGCGCGACUCUUGCCGUUCCUCGAGACAGGACGGACUGCCUGUCGUGCCACCUACCUCUCUCUUUACCGCGCUCAACGCGCUACAGUCUCGCUCCGACACUAAAAAAACGACGGUGCCACGGCUCAAUACCCUCCCGUGCAGCAGCCCAAGACUCGGAAUCAAGGCCUGGUCCCUGUUACACCCCUCAAGCCCCUGGUUUACAGGUAGAUGCGGUGCGGCCACAGCGACGUUGCCCAAAUGCAAUUGGUUGCUGACUAUUUUCUCUCAAGGCCCCUUGGCUCGAGGUGUCGACGGUUUGCUUAUUUCUUCCAAUGACAUCGGACUGUCACGUCAGGGCAAGCCACUGGCGCUCAUCACUGUUCGUCAACGACGACGCACCAUCCAUCUCACACACGCACACACGCACACACACACCCAUUCACAAAACCCACCCGUCCGUCCAUUCGCCAAACCUUGUAACGACAGUCUCGGAAGCGGUGGCGCUAAAGAAAGAAGCUUGAACUUCCAGGGCUGCCCCCCAAGCCUGGAGCCGGUUACCCUGUGUCCAGCCACCAAGCCCUCCUCCAACCCGUUAAUUAGCAUUGACCAAAUGCUGCAAUGCGCACUCGACGACACUUUUGCCUAUCUGGGCCAUGUCGGCGCAGCCAGGACUGGGUAGCACCCAUCCGGCCUGGCUAAUUACCUAUCUUACUUCUCUACUCAGUUAAUCAAGUCACGGACAACAGAGCUGUUGCUCACAACUGGAAACGGGC